Sciurus carolinensis (gray squirrel) is the source of this 3965-nucleotide messenger RNA. It is a transcript of the gene Eif4b, whose product is annotated as eukaryotic translation initiation factor 4B. The record is from RefSeq and is a predicted model, not a curated record. NCBI's taxonomy places the organism in Eukaryota, Metazoa, Chordata, Mammalia, Rodentia, Sciuridae. Gene Ontology annotation, molecular function: RNA binding.
GGCGCCCCGCCUCCUGUCUCCGGUCCUCACCUCCCCGCCCCCUCCCAGUUUCGCGUCUCCUAGCCCGACGCGCCCGCUAUAAAUCACGUGAUUGCCUCAUCCGGGUCCUUUGCGUUCUCUCUCCCUCUCCCAACAUGGCGGCCUCAGCGAAAAAGAAGAAUAAGAAGGGGAAGACUAUCUCCCUAACAGACUUUCUGGCUGAGGAUGGGGGGACUGGUGGAGGAAGCACCUAUGUCCCCAAACCAGUCAGCUGGGCUGAUGAAACAGACGACCUGGAAGGAGAUGUUUCAACCACUUGGCAUAGUAAUGAUGAUGAUGUGUACAGGGCACCUCCAAUUGACCGUUCCAUCCUUCCCACUGCUCCACGGGCUGCUCGGGAACCCAAUAUUGACCGGAGCCGACUUCCCAAAUCGCCACCCUACACUGCUUUUCUAGGGAACCUGCCCUAUGAUGUGACAGAAGACUCCAUUAAGGAAUUCUUUAGAGGAUUAAAUAUCAGUGCCGUACGUUUACCACGGGAACCCAGCAAUCCAGAGAGGUUGAAAGGUUUUGGCUAUGCUGAGUUUGAGGACCUGGAUUCCCUGCUCAGUGCCCUGAGUCUCAAUGAAGAGUCUCUAGGUAACAGGAGAAUUCGAGUGGAUGUUGCUGAUCAAGCACAGGAUAAAGAUAGGGAUGAUCGUUCCUUUGGCCGAGAUAGAAAUCGGGAUUCUGACAAAACAGACACAGACUGGAGGGCCCGUCCUGCCACAGACAGCUUUGACGACUAUCCACCUAGAAGAGGUGAUGACAGCUUUGGAGACAAGUAUCGAGAUCGCUAUGAUUCAGACCGAUAUCGGGAUGGGUAUCGAGAUGGAUAUCGUGAUGGCCCACGCCGGGACAUGGAUCGAUAUGGGGGCCGGGAUCGCUACGAUGACCGAGGCAGCAGAGACUAUGAUAGGGGCUAUGAUUCCAGGAUAGGCAGUGGCAGAAGAGCAUUUGGUAGUGGGUACCGAAGGGAUGAUGACUACAGAGGAGGUGGGGACCGGUAUGAAGACCGGUAUGACAGACGGGACGAUCGGUCAUGGAGCUCCAGAGAUGAUUACUCUCGGGAUGAUUAUAGGCGUGAUGAUAGAGGUCCCCCCCAAAGACCCAAACUGAAUCUAAAGCCUCGGAGUACUCCUAAGGAAGAUGAUUCCUCUGCUAGCACCUCCCAGUCCAGUCGAGCAGCUUCCAUCUUUGGAGGGGCAAAACCUGUUGACACAGCUGCUAGAGAAAGAGAAGUAGAAGAACGGCUACAGAAGGAGCAGGAGAAAUUACAGCGCCAGUUGGAUGAGCCAAAACUAGAGCGGCGGCCUAGGGAGAGACACCCAAGCUGGCGAAGUGAAGAAACUCAGGAACGGGAACGGUCAAGGACAGGAAGUGAAUCAUCACAGACUGGAACCUCAGCCACAUCUGGCAGAAAUGCACGAAGGAGAGAGAGUGAGAAAUCUCUAGAAAAUGAAACACUCAAUAAGGAGGAAGACUGUCACUCUCCAACUUCUAAGCCUCCCAAACCUGAUCAGCCUCUAAAGGUAAUGCCAGCCCCUCCACCAAAGGAGAAUGCGUGGGUGAAGCGAAGUUCUAACCCUCCUGCUCGAUCUCAGAGCUCAGACACAGAGCAGCAAUCCCCCACAAGUGGUGCCGGGAAAGUAGCUCCAGGUCAGCCAUCUGAGGAAGGACCGGCAAGGAAAGAAGAAAAUAAAAUAGAUGGAAUGAGUGUCCCAAAAGGCCAAACUGGGAACUCCAGCCGUGGUCCAGGAGAUGGAGGGAACAAAGAUCACUGGAAGGAGUCAGAUAGGAAAGAGGGCAAAAAAGAUCAAGACUCCAGAUCUGCACCUGAGCCAAAGAAACCUGAGGAAAAUCCAGCCUCCAAGUUCAGUUCUGCAAGCAAGUAUGCUGCGCUCUCUGUGGAUGGUGAAGAUGAAAAUGAGGGAGAAGACUACACUGAAUAGACCUCUGCGUCCUGUGCUUUCUCCUAGUCUCUCCACCCUGGAACGUUCAAGAGCAAAUCAAACCUCUAUCCAGACAAGACAAAUAAAACUCACCAUCUCCUGGAGACCUUUCUUAACUUUUUUUUAAAAAAUGAAAUGAAAUUCUUUUGCAUGCUGCUGCAGCCUUUAAAGUAUUGAAGUUACCGGAGAAUCGCCAAUGUAGCCAGAGAGACAGAAACUACAGCUUUUUAAUGGAAAAGUUGUGGUGUGUUCUUACGAUACCAUGCAGUUGCCUGUGUGAUUAGUGCCUAGGGGGCCUCCAUUUAGAAGAAAUGGUAAUGACAGUGGUAAAAUGUCUGGAUCGGUUGGGCAGUAGGGGAGGUAUAAGGAAGUGUGAGAUUUCUACCUUUUAAUUCUUAAUCUAUUGUGGCAUAUAUGAAUUCUCAAACAUUAUCUGAAUAAAUUUUCCAUCCUUGGAAAGGUAGAUUUAGUCUCUCAAAUUGUUUAGUCUCCAGGAGGCUGCCAGCCCUUCCUCUUACUUUAAUUCUGAGUUACUGGGGCCAGCCUAGGGGAAAUUCCUUUAUUUUUUUACCCCCCAGGGGGGUAGUUGGGAUUGAGUCUACAGGCCACUAAAGAAGAGGACUGCUUGGGGACCAAAAUAAAUGGGGAAAUCGUGGUUUGAAAAGAAGCUUUUGGGAGGUGAUGGAUUAGUUUGCACUGGGUAGUAGGUGUGACCUCCAGUAAACACUUUAUUUCCUGGAGCAGGAAGCACUUAAGGGUCACGGGAAUUCCCAGUCUUUUGUGUGUCCUGGUUUUGCCCUUUCUAAACUAAACUGCUAUCCUUUUUUGAAAGUUCAAAUGCAUCCAUAUUCUGUUGAAACCUUGAAGCUUUAAAAAAUUCACUCUUGUCAUCUCAUGUUCUUCACACUACUUUCACCUCCCAAAAAGCAAUCCAUUUAAUUCACGGAUCUGCUCUCUCAGGCAUUUUACAUCUCAGCCACUGGAAGCUGUGACAUGGGGAAUCACUGCUUUUCUCAAAACAAAUCAGCUCCUUGAUGUCUUUUGAUUCUCAUUCCUUCCCUCCAUCCAUGCCUGCUCCUGCUGCUUUGACCCCUCUUACAGAUCAGAGUAGUCUAGAAUUGAUGGUCUUGGGUGGUGAAUAAGGAUGGGUAAACAGAGACAGUUAAAUUGGAAGACUUUCUUAUGACUUUGGGGGGGUUUUUACAAGUUUUCUUCUCCACUGAAAUCCCACACCAGUGCUUGGAUUUAUAAUGUGGCCUAGACCAAUGUGGUUAUUUUGCUUUUUGGAGUUUGUUUUUUUAUCUUCCUAUGAGAGAAUAAAUGAUAAUGGAAAGAACUAUUUAACAAGGUCCUGGUUUCUCUUGCAACACAGUAGCUUAAUUUGUCUGCUUUUAUAUGCACCUUUGUAGGAGUCAACUUGGUAGAUGGAAUUCUUCCCCCUCAUGGGCAGUACUGCUAUAUUGCGGACAAAUGACUCCUUGGUCUCUUGUUUGCAAGUCCUUCUGUCUUCAGUCUCAGUCUAAAGCCUGGCUAGCCCUGCAGAAUGUUGGUCUGUGUGCUGCAGCAGUGGGCAUAAGGAACCAUUUACCCAGUGGGCAAAAGGCAUGUCCAGGGAAUUCACCUCCAGUAAUUGUCAGGGUCGGCUAGUAACUAGAAGUGGGCUUUUAGAGAACCAAGAUCAAACAGGGUUUUUAAACCAUUGGUUGCAGAUAAUGGAAAGGUAGAGUUUGCCUUCUUCAUGUCUACUCCCAAAUAGUUAAAUCCAAAAAAGUGCUGUUUUGUCCCCUACCCUACCCUACCCCCUGUUAAAAUAGAAACAGGGGUUGACUUAUAUCCCACCCUGAAUACAUGUAAAAUUUGUACAAAAAUAUCUUCUAUGAAAAUGAUUUGUAAUCUGUAGACUUACUACCUGGAAGAUGUCUUGAGAUGUAAAAUCCCAUCCUUUGGGUUGUGGGUUUUUUGUUUUCUCCAAAUAAAUCUGAUCUUUAAAGUUCA